Molecule: messenger RNA, 1126 nt
Organism: Rubroshorea leprosula
Lineage: Eukaryota; Viridiplantae; Streptophyta; Magnoliopsida; Malvales; Dipterocarpaceae
Source: the annotation of a GenBank genome assembly
GUAUGUUGGGUUCACCCUAAUCUUUGUUCCUUUCAAUUGCUAGUGGUUCCCGAAUUUCUCUCCAAUUUUCCCGCCGGCUCUUCCCCUCAAUCUGCAACUCCAGCUUUGCUAGUUGGAUUUUUGGAAAUUAGUGGGUUUGAUUGUUGUGUGAUGUCCGAGAGAAAAGGGGAGAAUUCCGUGAAUUGGCCAUUUUCUAUCAAGGCCGGUUCUCCCAAAUUCCCGUCCAUUAGUUUGAGAAAUUGUAUAUUUGUAAUUGUGUAAUUGUGUAUACAUAGAUAUUAAUUGGGAACAUUGUGAUUAGGUCCUUGAUUGUCCUGUGGCCUUAGCACUGGGAUUAGGCCUUCUGUCCUGUGUAAUUCUGUCCUGUGUAAUUAAGGUAAGUAAAUUAUCGUAAAGCCUUUCGAUUUUAAAACAUGUUUUAAAUUGUUUUUGAGAUGGUGGCAAGGUUUAAAUUGAUUUUAUCAGCAUCUGAGUGUGAUUUAACUGAAAUGAAACUUGUGAUGAUUUUUAUGAAAGAUUAUUAUUUUUUGGAAUUGAGCAUGAUUGGAAUGAAAAUGAGAAUUUCAUUGUUUUUUGGAAUUGAGCAUGAUUGGAAUGAAAAUGGGAAUUUCAUUGUUUUCUAGAAUUGAGCAUGCCCACAUGAGAUUCUUCGGUUUAUUUUUGAAAGUGAGAAUGAUCGUGAAUCGUGGUUUCUGUAAAUCUUGCUUGGUUUUGUCUCCGAUAUGGUUGUGUAAUCGUGACCCCGCUAGUGGGGGAGGUUACAAACGCUAGCACAUGUCAACAUGUUCGUGAUAGAACCGGUUCGCUCGUGGCCCUACUAGUGGGGAUUAUACACUAGCACUCGUGGCCCUACUAGUGGGGAUUAUACACUAGCACUCGUGGCCCUACUAGUGGGGAUUAUACACUAGUACUCGUGUGCCUGCCAGUGGGAGGUUUAUAACACUGGUCAUGACUAAUAGAGGAGACCACUACGUGAUUUUACUUGCAUUAAUGAUUUGUUAUUGAAACGCUCUGUUCAUGUUUCAACCGAUUAUUUGGCAUGCUUUAAACUUUGAUGUCGGGCCCCCAUGUUUACUUACUGAGAUAUUUUUAUCUCACGGUUUCCUUGUCCAUCAUUUCAGGUAGU